Messenger RNA from Egretta garzetta (little egret), 1795 nucleotides. RefSeq names its product phosphoribosyl pyrophosphate synthetase associated protein 2 (gene PRPSAP2). Lineage: Eukaryota; Metazoa; Chordata; Aves; Pelecaniformes; Ardeidae. Gene Ontology annotation, cellular component: ribose phosphate diphosphokinase complex; cytoplasm. Gene Ontology annotation, molecular function: magnesium ion binding; ribose phosphate diphosphokinase activity. The record is from RefSeq and is a predicted model, not a curated record. The coding region runs from base 526 to 1635 and encodes 369 amino acids. Gene Ontology annotation, biological process: purine nucleotide biosynthetic process; 5-phosphoribose 1-diphosphate biosynthetic process. The transcript has 12 exons.
AGGCUUGGAAGAUCUGCCCUCCUCGAGCUGGAGGGUUAUGGUCCCAUGUACCCAUGUGAAGUCAUGUCUUUACACAUCUAAUAAAGUUUUGUGAGCUUGCUGUCAUCCCAACACCUGUUUCAAGAUUGAUACAUCAAUAUUAUUCUACAAAUGCAACUUCUCCCCCCUUCGCACACAGCUGAGGCCCACUUGCUACUGAAGUGCAUCUGCAAGAAAGUCGUUAACCUAUGGUUAUGUGAAGAGCUAUGUGCAGUGUUGCUUGUGAAUAUGUCAGUACCAUUGUGGUGUAAAAUGUGCCCUGAACAAUAAUCAGGAACCAACAGCUCUUGUCUUUCAGCAGAUGUCUUAACUCCUAGUCCACGGAGCAGAGAAGGAGAAAUAUUAGUAUCAAAGAAUGACAACAACUGCUUCAGCAAGUGGAUGCAUUGUGCAAGAGGUCAUUAUUUACAGCUACCGACUUUAUUGAACUCUUCCUUACAUUUCAUCCUUAUUUUCUUUUAGAAGCGGAAAAACAACUUAGGUUUGAUGUUUUGUGUGCCAUCAACUGAAAUUGGGGCCAUCAUGAAUAUAACUAAGGGUGGACUGGUGCUGUUUUCAGCUAAUUCCAAUUCGUCAUGCAUGGAACUAUCGAAGAGGAUUGCUGAGCGCUUAGGAGUUGAGAUGGGGAAGGUUCAGGUUUAUCAAGAGCCAAACAGAGAAACAAGAGUGCAGAUUCAGGAGUCUGUGAGAGGAAAGGAUGUAUUUAUCAUCCAAACAGUUUCAAAGGAUGUGAAUACUACUAUCAUGGAACUCCUGAUCAUGGUGUACGCCUGUAAAACCUCCUGUGCCAAAAGCAUUAUUGGAGUGAUUCCUUACUUCCCGUACAGCAAACAGUGCAAGAUGAGGAAAAGAGGCUCCAUUGUCUCUAAACUACUGGCGUCAAUGAUGUGCAAAGCUGGACUAACUCACCUCAUUACCAUGGAUUUACAUCAGAAGGAAAUACAGGGCUUCUUCAAUAUUCCAGUUGAUAACUUGAGAGCAUCUCCAUUUCUACUACAAUACAUCCAAGAAGAGAUACCAGACUACAGGAAUGCUGUAAUUGUGGCCAAAUCACCUGCGUCUGCAAAGAGGGCACAGUCAUUUGCUGAACGCUUACGGUUGGGAAUUGCUGUGAUUCAUGGGGAAGCUCAAGAUGCUGAGUCUGACAUGGUGGAUGGUCGACACUCACCACCUACAGCCAAAAAUGUAGCUGCUAUUCAUCCCAGUUUGGAGAUACCCAUGCUGAUUCCCAAGGAAAAACCACCCAUCACAGUUGUUGGAGAUGUAGGAGGAAGAAUAGCUAUCAUCGUGGAUGACAUUAUUGAUGACGUUGACAGCUUUCUUGCUGCAGCCGAGACCCUCAAGGAAAGGGGGGCUUACAAGAUCUUUGUAAUGGCCACACAUGGCCUGCUGUCUUCAGAUGCCCCCAGGCUGAUCGAGGAAUCUGCCAUCGACGAAGUGGUUGUUACGAACACAAUUCCCCAUGAAAUACAGAAACUCCAGUGCCCUAAAAUCAAGACUGUGGAUAUCAGCAUGAUCCUCUCGGAAGCCAUUCGCAGGAUCCAUAAUGGGGAGUCCAUGUCGUACCUUUUCAGAAAUAUAGGACUGGAUGAUUAAUGCUUUUUAUUCUAAAGAAACACCCCGGGCCAAACUGGAAGCGAACAGAUAACGAGCUGUGAAGCAUCAUGCUUACCUUAAUAUUUCUAUUGAGCCACUUCUUGUUUUCUCUUGGUUUAAGUAUCAAGGUAGAACAGUUUUUAAGAGCUUUUUUUUUUUU